AUGUCCCCCGGUGUGAAUGGUACAGGGCCGAGUAACGGAAGCUUUGGGAUGCUUGACGUGGACGAUCUCACUGCCCACGUCAUCAAAGUCUCGUCAAACAUCGAUAACGAAAGAGUCAAAUUCAUCUUCAGCAGACUAAUCCAGCAUUCGCACGACUUCAUCCGCGAGACAGAUAUUCAGCGCCAUGAAUGGGAAGCGGCGUGGGAGUUCUUGACAAAGGCAGGGUUGACAAUGCCUCCCCAGGUCGGACAAGCAUGCCAUCCCGAGAGACAGGAAUUUAUCCUCCUGUCCGACGUGCUCGGCAUAUCUGCGUUGGUGGAUCAAAUCAACAGUCGGCAACUACCCGGCUGUACCGAGUCGUCCGUUCUUGGGCCGUUCCACAACGAGUCGCACGAGUUCAGUCACGGAGACAGCAUCUCGUCAGUCGGUGCCGGCCAAUCUAUGCUCAUCCGAGGAACAGUCAAGAACCGGAAAGGAGAACCUAUCGACAGAGCAUUACUGGACAUCUGGGAAACUAACGGCAAUGGCAAGUACGACAUGCAGGACCCCGAGACCGGCGGACCAGAUUGUCGAGGGAAAUUCUACACUGAUGCUCAGGGACGAUUUUACAUCAAUGGCGUCCGGCCGGUCGACUAUCCGGUGCCUUUCGAUGGUCCGGUUGGCAUUGUUCUCGAUCUCUUGAAUCGACAGGCCUAUAGACCAGCUCAUGUACACUUUUUGAUCAACCAUCCUUCGCAUGAAAGGCUCAACACUGCCUUGUACGACCGUACGAGCCCUAGAAUAUUCCGAGACCCUGUCUUUGGAACGAAAAGCAGCUUAGUCAAGGACAUUCGGUGGGUCGAGGAUGUCGAAGAAGCCAAAAUGUAUAAUACAAAGACAUUUAUCCGUGUGGUUGACGGACGCGAGACCGAGGGGUUUUGGUUACUUGAGCAUGAUUUCAUCUUGGCCGAGGUCCAAGGACACCGGGACUUGAAAACCCACCUAUAA
Fonsecaea multimorphosa CBS 102226 is the source of this 987-nucleotide messenger RNA. RefSeq lists its product as uncharacterized. The transcript is spliced from 3 exons. Bases 1 to 987 code for a protein of 328 amino acids. Gene Ontology annotation, biological process: catechol-containing compound metabolic process. NCBI's taxonomy places the organism in Eukaryota, Fungi, Ascomycota, Eurotiomycetes, Chaetothyriales, Herpotrichiellaceae. The record is from RefSeq and is a predicted model, not a curated record. Gene Ontology annotation, molecular function: ferric iron binding; catechol 1,2-dioxygenase activity.